AUGAUCAUGCAGGAUAUACGCCUACGCCUGGAACCACAGCACAGUACAGCCACGUUCAUAUCCACCUCAUCCUCGGGCUCAUCGUCCUCAUCCCAAACAGCAGAGACCACGCUGAUUGAGGCAGCUGAGGAGCAGUCGCCUGCCAGUGAAGCAGCUGCUGGAGCAGUGACAACGACAUCGCCGCAGCAUUAUUUCCAUCAUCAUCAUCCGCCGGCGCAUCCGCAUCUGAAUCCGCAGAACCAUCCCCAACCCCAGCCACGCCAGCAGCCGCAUCCGCAUAGCCACUCGCAUCCGCAUCCGCAGCUCCAGCGUCGCCCGGUGGAGCAGCUGCAUCUGCUGCACAGCCACCACGAUGUCCAGGAGCUGUCCGGACAGGAGCAUCCACAUCCGCAUUCGAAUCCGCAAGCCGGCUCGCAUCCGCAUCCGCACCAUCUGCGCUCGCCCAGCUCCGAGGAGGAUAAUUCACCCACUGAAAUGAAUAAUUGCCGUCGUUUGGUGGAUAAGCCGCCGCUGGUGAAACGCCUGACCAUGGGCAUUGGCCUGCUGCGGGGCACCGAGGAUAGCCGCCCCCUGAUGCACAGCACCUGCGGCUCCUCCCUGACCUCCGGAUCCGGCUGCGGCUCCACCCAGACCAUCUCCGAUGGCUAUGUGAACGAGGCCAUCUGCGAGCCGGACAAGUACGUGGCCAGCAAGUUCGGCGACUCCUGCCGCCAGUCACUGUCCGCUCUGGAGAGUGCCACCCAGCGGCUGCAGGUGGAGCUGCCCGCCAGCAACAAGAAGUAUCUGAGGGAGACGUGCAGCGCCAACUCCAGUCCGAAACAGUUUCCCGGCCAUGGUUCCCUGCGCCUGGAUAAUCUCAGCUUAUCGGAGCAGCAGGAGCUUAAGGGAGCCGCCUGGUUUCAGGCGGGCAUUCCCCGGGAAAUAUCACUGGAGGUGCUAUCCCGACAGAGUCCAGGUGCGUUUCUAGUGCGCCAGAGCAGCACAAAGCCGGGCUGCUUCGCCCUCUCGCUGCGAGUGCCACCUCCCUCACCACGAGUGGCCCACUAUCUGAUCCUGCGGACGCAAAGGGGCUACAAGAUUAAGGGUUUCACCAAGGAGUUCAGCUCGCUGAAGGCGCUGAUCACGCACCACUCGGUGAUGCCGGAACUGCUGCCCGUGCCGCUGACCCUGCCACGCCCCCCCAGCAGCCGAUCGCAGCGGUCGCAGGGCGCCUAUGGCGGCGGAACCGGAAACGGGGGCGCGGACUUCGAGAUGUACGGCUCGUUGAACGACUUUCGCAAAAUGAUGUCCGAUUUGAAUGUGUGACCGCUGGGCGCGCUUAAUUAAUUAAGUAAUUAUGUCACGUUGAUUGAAUUAAGCUGCCCGGCUUGUCACAUUGUCCAGUGUCCAGUGUCCUGUGUCCAGUGUCCUGUGUCGCGACAGGAUAACAAUCUGUUUAAUUUGCGUAAUUGGCUGUGCUGACGACGGUUGACGUGGCUACCAAUAAAUAGGGUCCAUGUCCAUGUGUACUCUGCAAUGGCCGGCGAAGGCCCACCUGUCCGGCAGUUGCUGCAAAAAGUGCACAAAAUUUUUUAUUAAAAUUGAUAAUAAAAUCAGCUACGU
Molecule: messenger RNA, 1602 nt
Organism: Drosophila teissieri
Lineage: Eukaryota; Metazoa; Arthropoda; Insecta; Diptera; Drosophilidae
Gene: Egfrap
Exons: 5
Coding region: 1-1305 (434 amino acids)
Source: RefSeq, a predicted model, not a curated record